GUUUUUCAAAAACAUUGUUUUGUUUGUGUUUUUCUCGUCACUAAAACAUGUGUUUAAACGCUAUUAACCGGUUCAAAAGUGGACACAAACUAUGGUUUUCGUUACUGACUCGCGAGAGGCCAUCGCCGACACGGAACCAAUUGGUGGCCAAAGACAGACAUUUGUGUCCAAAUUAUUGUCAUAUCCGUGGUUACUGGAGAGUGACUAAAGGCUCGGCGUUUAUCCAGACAUCGAAAUCAUCGGACGAAUUUACACUCGAUGUGAAUGAGAUCACCGCCGGUGACAAGUUCUCGUACAGCUGUUCCCAAUUAAAGAUUGCGUCCAAGAAUACCUCAAAUUCGGCCCAAAUUCGUCUCAAAUUCAGUGAAUUUCAAUUACAGCCGUUUGAGAAUCCGGUGAACAAGAAAAUAGUAUUCACUUCCAGCGAGAGCUGUGAAGUGUGGAUGACUUUACCACUUUGGAUGGGAUUAAUUACAUUGUCUUUGUUGACAGUAAUCCUAUUGCUUGGUCUGUAUUUGCUAUAUAGAGUCGCAACGCCCGACCGGUUUGAGAAUCCAAAGGGAAAGCCAUUGAUUGUGGCCGCGGCUGACGAACAAUAG
This is a messenger RNA of Medioppia subpectinata, 599 nucleotides long. The record is from the annotation of a GenBank genome assembly. NCBI's taxonomy places the organism in Eukaryota, Metazoa, Arthropoda, Arachnida, Sarcoptiformes, Oppiidae.